Molecule: messenger RNA, 724 nt
Organism: Amoebophrya sp. A25
Lineage: Eukaryota; Dinophyceae; Syndiniales; Amoebophryaceae
Source: the annotation of a GenBank genome assembly
CUUAAAUGUCAACAGCAAAGCAGGACUAAUAUUGCUUGAUUUGCAGCCUACGCGAAGAGAUACGUCAUUCGACCUCAAAAUUCGUGACCCAACGUCAAGACUAAGACUUGGCGAUCGAUAGAACAACCAACCAACAAACCAACCAACGAACCAACGAACUAAAUCGUAAAAAAUGAAGUGUUGUAACUAUCAGCGCCUAUGCGCAGCUUUCUCAGUCUACAACCCUUGUGCCUGUGGGCUGGUGUCGGGAAAUCCGUCUCUCGUGUGGCAAAUGCAGCAGCCCCUACGACAGCAGCCCCUCAGCAGACUGGAGAACUAAGCCCUGAACAAGGUCGAGUUACUGAAGUGAACCCUGAAGUGAACGCUGAGCGUGGUGCUGCAGAUGGAGCGUUCUGGGGAAGACGAGGUUGGAGGUCAAGCGCAGCACGCCAUUGAAGUAGAGGAGGAAGAGGAAGAAGAGCUAGACCCUGAACAGCAAGAAAAGCGUUUUCAGCUUGGCCUUACUGCCACUAAGGAGUGCCAAGAAGCGGAUCCGAAGAAAAGAAACGAAAUACUUGAUUCGUUGGACAAUCUGGUUAAUGACCUAAUAGACGCCAAGGAUCCUCAAAUUACUACCGACGAGCAGGUAGACGAGCUGGUGGAGGAAUGCAAGGGACAGCGGGAUCAAGCAGAAGGACAGCUUUUUUGCACUAUGCUCCUAAGGACACAUCGUUCACGGGAGUGA